Molecule: messenger RNA, 1064 nt
Organism: Fusarium redolens
Lineage: Eukaryota; Fungi; Ascomycota; Sordariomycetes; Hypocreales; Nectriaceae
Product: histone-fold-containing protein
Exons: 3
Coding region: 228-659 (143 amino acids)
Cellular component (GO): nucleosome
Molecular function (GO): structural constituent of chromatin; protein heterodimerization activity; DNA binding
Source: RefSeq, a predicted model, not a curated record
ACGCAAGCUCGCCCUUCGCCAGAGCCUGCCUGAAGAAACAACAUCAGCACCGCACCGCAGCCCGCUAAAUUUCUGCCACUACGAACUCUCGAUCCCGCGUUUUUCACAUCAACAACAUCAAUCGACAUUUCGACCGAUCGGCUACCGCGUUCGAACCCGUAUUGAUUCAUCCCCAAAUUUUUGAUACUUUUAUCUUACGACUUUUUUUUUACGCGAUCAUAUCGACAAUGCCUGGUGGAAAGGGAAAGUCUUCUGGUGGAAAGAGCUCCGGCGGCAAGACGAGCGCUGCUGAGGGCACCAAGAAGCAGCAGAGCCACUCUGCUCGUGCUGGUCUUCAGUUCCCCUGCGGUCGUGUCAAGCGUUUCCUCAAGCAGAAUACCCAGCAGAAGAUGCGUGUGGGAGCCAAGGCUGCCGUGUACGUUACAGCUGUUCUGGAGUACCUGACUGCCGAAGUCCUCGAGUUGGCAGGCAACGCUGCAAAGGAUCUCAAGGUGAAGCGUAUCACGCCCCGCCACCUCCAGCUUGCAAUUCGUGGUGACGAAGAGCUCGACACUCUGAUCCGUGCGACGAUCGCCUACGGUGGUGUCCUGCCACACAUCAACCGCGCCCUGCUGCUCAAAGUUGAGCAGAAGAAGAAAGCCAAGGCACUUGAAGGCUAGAGACAUAUCGUUUAGGGCUUUAUUUUGCUUUUAUUCUUCAGGACUUGCGGUAAACCGGUAUAUGGGAUGGUAAUGCAGAAAUGCUUGAAUUCGAAUUCGAUGGGGGCGUCGCGUCGAGAAAUGAGCGGACGUCCGCACGACCACAGCUUGGAUAGCUGAGGGCGCCUGCGCUUUCAAUAGGCACACGACGAGCUCUCGGGUCGGCUCCAGAAGCCGGUACCCGACGACGAGAGGGUUCACGUUAUGACGAAAUGCCCUGUGCUAUUUGACUUGCGCGAGCUGUGUACAACAGUUGUGUUUUCACCUUGGUGUCUGGUCUGGUAUGAGAUGCGACACGGAACCGCUGUGCUGAUGGACUGGAUUAGGUAGACACGGAAAUACGAGUUCCUGGUUAGUCAUCGAAAG